AUGACUCUCAGCUCACAGGCUUCUAAUGCCAUCAUUUAUGUGACUUAUGGGCUGACUUUAAUAUUCUGUGUGGGGCUAGCUUGGUAUCAUAAUGACAAGUCAAAAUUCUUAUCGUCAAACCAGACAAAAACAGGGAUACCACUGGCCCUUAACUUCAUAGCCUCGGCGAUGGGGUGUGGUAUUCUUACAACAUACACACAAGUGGCUAACUUGGCAGGUAUACAUGGAUUAAUGACUUAUACUAUUGUUGGAGCUUUGCCCAUAUUCUUUUUCUCCUUCUGGGGACCUCUUAUCAGAAGAAAAUGUCCAGAAGGAUUUGUUCUGACUGAAUGGACUUUCCAAAGAUUUGGAAGUGUCACAGGAUAUUAUCUGUCUCUUGCCACAAUUUUGACAAUGUUCUUGUUCAUGGUGGCAGAACUUAGUGCUAUUAAGUUCGCUGUCGAAGCUUUGACAGGUUUGGACGGCCUUCCUGUGGUCAUCGUUGAGUGUAUUGUCACGACCAUUUAUACUUCUAUUGGAGGCUUCCAGGUUAGUUUUUCUACAGAUAAUUAUCAGGCCUGUGUUGUUCUAGUCUUGGCAGUUAUUGGUGUCAUUGGCUUUGCUCUGAACGUCAACAUUGACCCAGAACUUAAAAGAGAAACUGAAAGCUACCUAUUGGGUGCCAACAAGUUAGGAUGGCAAUUACUUUACAUCUUGUUUAUUGCUAUUGCUACUUGCGAUUGUUUCAUAUCAGGAUUUUGGUUAAGAACAUUUGCAGCAAAAACAAACAAGGACCUUAUGAUUGGAACCGGUAUUGCGUCUAUUGUUGCCAUGACCAUCUGCACUUUGGUAGGUUUGCCAGGCAUUUUUGGUGUGUGGACAGGAGAUGUGGUUAUCGGAAGUCCCGAAGGUUACCUGUCUUUUUUCAUCAUGGUAUCAACCAUGGGCAACUGGAUGAUAGGAUUAAUCCUGAUCUUUUCCAUUGUUCUAAGUACUUGUACCUUUGACUCGCUUCAAAGUGGAUUGACCUCCACUAUUGUCAACGAUUUUGGAAGAGGACGUAUGCCUCUUUGGGCAGCUAGAGUAAUCACUAUUUUGGUUAUGGUCCCUUCCAUUGUCGUUGCUGUCAAAGUUGCAGAUGAUGUUUUAAAGAUAUACUUCAUUGCCGAUUUGAUUUCUUCCUCGGUCAUUCCUUCUCUGUUCAUCGGUCUCUCCACUCGCUUCUACUUCUGGUCUGGUUGGGAAGUAGUCGGUGGUGGAUUUGCUGGUCUUUUUUUCGUGUGGGUCUUCGGAACCGUUUACUACGGUGAUGCCGCUGAAGGAGGCAAGUUGUUACUGAUUUGGAAUGGUAUCUACGAUUCUGAAGAUUGGGGUCCAUUUGGUGCGUUUGUUGUUGCCCCAGGUGUGUCUUUGGUAGGUGGUUUGAUCAUCUGUGGUGUACGAUUAGCAGUUCUCAAGGUAUACAGCAACAUUAAGGGUACUCCAUUUACUGCUCUUGAUAGACCUGAAAAACUUGGCUUUGGUGGUGUCGCAAUUGGUGACUCUUCCGAUAUUGAAGAGGUCUACGAAGAGACUUUAAACGAAUCUCAAUCAAAAAAAUCUACUGAUUACGUCAAGGAAGAAGAUAAUUUCCGUGCUUGA
This is a messenger RNA of Komagataella phaffii GS115, 1620 nucleotides long. RefSeq lists its product as hypothetical. The record is from RefSeq and is a predicted model, not a curated record. Bases 1 to 1620 code for a protein of 539 amino acids. NCBI's taxonomy places the organism in Eukaryota, Fungi, Ascomycota, Pichiomycetes, Pichiales, Pichiaceae. Gene Ontology annotation, cellular component: membrane. The transcript has a single exon. Gene Ontology annotation, biological process: transmembrane transport. Gene Ontology annotation, molecular function: transmembrane transporter activity.